Molecule: messenger RNA, 2232 nt
Organism: Penicillium atrosanguineum
Lineage: Eukaryota; Fungi; Ascomycota; Eurotiomycetes; Eurotiales; Aspergillaceae
Product: MKT1 family protein
Exons: 8
Coding region: 1-2232 (743 amino acids)
Biological process (GO): DNA recombination; mismatch repair; DNA double-strand break processing
Cellular component (GO): nucleus
Molecular function (GO): 5'-flap endonuclease activity; 5'-3' DNA exonuclease activity
Source: RefSeq, a predicted model, not a curated record
AUGCCUAUCCGUCCUUUCGACGACUGGGUCAAUGGCCGCCGCCAGUCCCUCCCCCUCUCCGCUCUGAAGGGCGCAGUCGUCGGUAUCGAUGCGUCGCACUACAUUUCUCAGCACCUGACCAACCAGUCUACCCGCGAGGCUCUGCUAGGAGCUCUCGGUGGCUUCCCGUUCGCUCUGAAGAAUAACAUCGAGAAGGAGCUACAGACCUUCAAGAGUCUGGGUGUUGGAUAUAUUUUCGUCUUCAAUGGUCUUCAGUUCGGCAAGAAAGAGCACCGCACGAAUACCUCGCCGGCGUCAGUGCGCUCCUUUGAGCAAGCUUGGGACCUCUACGAUCAGCAACAAGCCGACCAGGUUGUCGAUGCCUUCAGCAAUGCCGCUCAUAGCUUCGCCCGGGCGCCUCAGCAAUUCUCGCCAGUUCUUGCUGACCAAAGCCAAAUCUCAGGGACCCCACCCCCAGAAACCCUCUACAAGUUCCUGCAGCGGAUCUUGAACCAGAACGGUGUCUCCUUUAUGGUGGCACCGUAUAGCGCAGCUGCUCAGCUUGCCUAUCUCCACCGUGGCGCCAACCCCGUUAUCGAUGCCAUUUAUGGACCCUCCGAGACCCUCAUGUUUGACAUUGACAAGCUUGUGACCAAGAUUGAGACCGAACCCGCGCAGUUCUUCUGGAUCAACAAACAGACCUGCCAAGAGGAGCUGGGACGAUUGUCGAAUGACCAGUUCCUCGACUUCUGCUUGCUUCUGGGCUCUCCGUUCCUGCGCCCUUGCCCUCUUUUUGAGAAUCCUGGUUUCCCUGGAAAACUUCCUGCCAUCCGCGAUGCGCUCCCCAUGUUCAACGCAGCCGGACGGAACGCCUUGACCUUGUGUGCCCAAUUCGAAGAUGACCGUCGCAUGCAAGAGUUCCAGUACACAGACCGCUACAAACGAGCAUGGAUGGUUGUGAAGCACCAUGUGUACAUGGAUAUUGAUGGCCGGGUUAGCCCUAUGCAUCCUGAGACUUCUUCCUCCGAUUUGCAUGAGCUUAUCGGCCAGCGCCUCCCCGAAGAGCUUUACUUUUAUCUGUCCAAGGGAAUCCUGGGUCCGGACGUACCAAAUAUCUUGACGUCUGGCGAGGUGCGCGUUGCCCUGCCGCUUGGCACAGAAGACACCGAGGUCUACCGUCAGCUCGUGGGCGACACCCUCAACCCGAUCCGCACACAGUCAAUCUGCCUGCUGGCAAACUGCCUCCACCGAUUCUACCAGACUAAAGUGAUUAAGAUUCAACCAUGGUUUGAUGACAACGCCGAGCGGUCAAUUAACCUGAAGAACCUCCCAUCGGUUAAGGAUACCAUCUCGUCCUGGAAAGUUUCCAGUGAGCAAUUCCCCGAGAAUGUCAAGAGCUUGGAUGCUUCUCGUGGGUCAAUUAAGUUUGCCAUUCAGAGCUUAAACAACUCGGACUUUGUGUCGAAGACAUUUGCUACCAAAGAGACACCUAUCCUGUCAGCGCAAGAGGACAUCUUGUCCAAUGUGCUCUGGCGAUUUUUGCAACUGCGCGGAUAUGUCGAUGAUAAGCACACGCUCACUGCUUGGGGCAAGUGUCUGGAGUCUGCACUUUCGGCUGUCGACCCUGCAGAUAACCUCGAAGAAGCUAUUUUCAUUGCUGUUGAAAUGCUCCGCAUGGAUCUUCUCAACACUAAGCACUGGUUCUCACACGUAUCUGGUGGACCGAUGAGGGGAUCAGAGGAGGACAAGACCUUCAACAUGCUGGUCUCCCGGGUGGCUUGUGUUGCUAAGCUGCAGCAUAAGGCAAUUGGGUACUCUGGACCCUUGAGCCGACAGCUGCUGUGCUACCGCUCCUUGGUUUCCGAGGUGCGAUCUGCAUUGCGGAAUCUGGUGGAGGUGGUGCUGGCUAGCAUGCUGCUUAGUGGAGAGGCCAACCGGGACCGUAAGGACUGGCCGGAGUUAGGAAUCAAGCUACCAUUUAUUGACGAUAAUGACUGCGGCCUCGGCAUUGCUGUACGCACCUACUUGGAUGACCUUCCUCUACAAGCAAACCCCACCUCACCCGAGGCUCGGGCAGAGGUCAAGUCGAAGGGCAAGGAGUGGUUCCAGCACAGCGAGAGCUUCACUGGAAAUCUGGACCUGGCAUUCAAGCUCUGGGAUGCGGUCUACAAGGGAACACAGCACGCAGGCAAGGAAGUCAAGGAUGCAAAGCUGUGGGACGACGCGAACAAGUGGUUGUCGGAGCGACGAUAA